Molecule: messenger RNA, 651 nt
Organism: Entamoeba invadens IP1
Lineage: Eukaryota; Evosea; Mastigamoebida; Endamoebidae
Exons: 1
Coding region: 1-651 (216 amino acids)
Source: RefSeq, a predicted model, not a curated record
AUGCCAAAAUUCAGCAAAAACAACAAGAGAGCGUCGUUUAAAAAGGAUAAGCAGGUGUCACACAAGAAGAAAGAAGAGAAAAAAGUCGAAGAAGAGGAGCCUGAAGUGGCCGAUGUCUCUUCCAAAGAAGAAGAAAAGUCUUCUCAAUCGACUCAGAGUGAAGAAAAGUCCAAAGAAACGAGUGAAGAAGCACCAAAAGAAGUCGAAGAAAAGGAAGCCGAUGACGAUUCGUCGAGCGAAGCGCCACAAGACCUUCAAACUGAUGACAAGAAAGAAGUAAAUGAAGAGGAAAAGAAAGAAGAAAGUUUCAAACAUUACCAACACUUCGAAGACAUUUUAUAUAGCAAAAUGACUGCCGAUGAGGCACAUCAUCAAAUCGUUGAAACAAUUGGCGACAAAGACUUUAAUCUAUUUCUGGACGGUAAAGAGAUCAUCGUGAAAGAUGCUAAGCUUCAAAAGUUCACCACUAUCAAUCCUAAAUUGAUCACAGAGGCUGUUCAAGUGCUCAAAGACAUCAACAAAAAGAGCACCGAAGCCGAUAAUACAAUCGACUUGUUCUCUAAGGAUAAGAUCAUUCAACUCUGUUUCGGAUGUUACACACACAAAGACAGUCAACCUACCUUCCAAUUCAUGUUUGUUUCAUCUUGUUGA